AUAUUUGUUGUGGAUCCAUCGCAAAAAGAGAGCAAAAAUCUGUUGAAAUAUGCGUCGACAUUCUAUUCGCAUGGUAUACCGUUGAGGUUAGGCGUUGUGUUCGUUGUGAAUGACGACAAAUCAAUAUCGGGCUUCCAAGACGCAUCAGUUGCGAUGCUUAACUAUUAUAACUUCGUAUGGGACGAUGUGGAAGGUGACGGAUUCUUAACGCCAAAAACAGUGAUAAAUCAUUUCUUGGAGAAGUACCCAGAUCAAGAUUCCAACGAUGUGUUCAAUGAGGAUUCUGACUAUGAUCAAGGACGUUCCGUUGGUCUAUCGUUUUUGAAGUCGAGCGGUUUGGGCGCAGCACCGAAAGUUCUCUUGAACGGAGUGGUAUUGGACGAUGCUGCGAUAAGUCCGUUACACUUCGAAGAGACCGUCGUGAGUGAGGUGAUGAAAGCAACCCCGAAACUGCAGAGAGCCAUUAUGAGUGGGAAAUUGAAGGAAAAAGACAACGUUAUGAACUGGAUCCUUUCACAGAUGAGUAUGAAAUCAGUGAGAUUAGCGAUGUUAUGGAUCACUUUCACGUGUAAGUGUGAUUUUACUGGCAGUGGCAAUGAGUGA
Molecule: messenger RNA, 603 nt
Organism: Anisakis simplex (herring worm)
Lineage: Eukaryota; Metazoa; Nematoda; Chromadorea; Rhabditida; Anisakidae
Source: the annotation of a GenBank genome assembly